Molecule: messenger RNA, 777 nt
Organism: Aspergillus fischeri NRRL 181
Lineage: Eukaryota; Fungi; Ascomycota; Eurotiomycetes; Eurotiales; Aspergillaceae
Product: chromatin modification-related protein EAF6/MEAF6
Exons: 3
Coding region: 1-777 (258 amino acids)
Cellular component (GO): NuA4 histone acetyltransferase complex
Source: RefSeq, a predicted model, not a curated record
AUGGCAGACGCUGUCCCAGCACAAGCUCCAGCCGCAACAGGCAGAUCAACAGGUGCAGCAACCGCCACAGCACCAGCAACAGCAGGCGCAUCAGGCACAACAACAAGCACACAAGCCUCCGGCACCAACAACCCAGCCACCGGCAACGCCAACACCAACUCAUCCACAACCACAACAGACCCAGACAGCAACCGAGGCCUCCCCUACUACGAAAAACUGCGCCGCGACCUCCGCGACGCCCUGCAAAAGAAACGCCUCAUGGACAAAAGCAUGGCCCAACUCGAAGACCAAAUCUUCCGUUUCGAGCAAUCCUACCUCGAAGAAACCACCGCCGGAAACAUCAUCAAGGGUUUCGACAACUAUAUCAAGGGGUCCGGGUCAAGCACGGGGCUCGGCGCAAGCGGGAUCGCGCUGGCGGGGGGCAUGGGCGGCGCGGCGCGUCGCAAGGCGCAGGUGACAGAUGCAGAUAGGGUGUUUUCGAGGAGUUCGGCGAGUUUCAUGCGGGAUUCUCCCGCGCCAUCAUCCGUGCAGACUACGCCUUCGCAUGCGCCGACGCCGACGUCGACGUAUAACGGGUCGAAUGGGAAGCCGAAUGGCGAGGGGACGUCGUCUGCUGCGGCGAGUGUGAAGGGGUCUUCGUCUUCAUCGUCGUCGUCGAAGAAUAAGAAGAAGGCGAACGGGGCCGGUAACAAGGACAAGGAUAAGGAUGAUGAGGGCGACGAGGGAGGGGAUAAGCCGCCUGCGAAGCGGUUGAAGAUUACUUAUGGGAGGGAUUAG